Eublepharis macularius is the source of this 3525-nucleotide messenger RNA. It is a transcript of the gene STK26, whose product is annotated as serine/threonine kinase 26. The transcript is spliced from 12 exons. The coding region runs from base 576 to 1826 and encodes 416 amino acids. Gene Ontology annotation, biological process: protein phosphorylation. Gene Ontology annotation, molecular function: ATP binding; protein kinase activity. The record is from RefSeq and is a predicted model, not a curated record. Lineage: Eukaryota; Metazoa; Chordata; Lepidosauria; Squamata; Eublepharidae.
CCCGUCUCUGCUUUCCACCGCCUCUCUCCACCUUGUCUGGCCGGAGGGAGAGGGACGAGGCCGAGCGGCGCCGACGACGACGGCCGGGAAGAGGCGAGAAGGCCCUGCAGUGGCGGUGGCGCCCGUUCCUCGCUCGCUCUCCUCCUUGCCCUUCUCCCAACAUGGCCGCGGGGGCCUCCCGCAACUGAAGGCGCAGACCCAGUCCGCUCUCCCGGCCAGGCCUUAGCCGCAGCUCCGGCCCUUCUGCGCGCUGCCGCAACCGCCGGGCCUCCCUCUUUCUCUCCCCGCUUCCUCGCCGGGCCUCCCGGGGAGGAAGCGGGUCAUGGGCUGCGGCAGAAAAGGAGGAGGAAGAGCCGUCGCCGGGCAGGCCGCGUCGACCUCCUUCGCAGCAGCGCAGCCACCGACGCCUGGGCGCCGCUAGCCGGGCCCCGGCGAGCAGAGGAGGGCGAGGAAGAGGUGCCCCCCCCCCCCGGCCGCUGCCCUCGGAGGGCCUCCCUGAAGCCCUUUCAGCGUCCUUGUCCUUUUCCCUACAGGAGGAGGAGGAGGAGGAGGAAGAGAACUGAGGCCGGGCCACCAUGGCCCAUUCGCCUGUAGCAGUGCAGGUGCCUGGGAUGCAGAACCAUAGAGCAGACCCAGAGGAACUCUUCACAAAACUAGAACGCAUCGGAAAAGGUUCAUUUGGAGAGGUUUUUAAAGGAAUUGAUAAUCGGACGCAGCAAGUGGUUGCUAUUAAAAUCAUAGACCUUGAGGAGGCGGAAGAUGAAAUAGAAGACAUUCAACAGGAGAUAACUGUGCUAAGCCAGUGUGACAGCCCUUAUGUAACAAAAUACUACGGCUCCUAUUUAAAGGGCACAAAGUUAUGGAUAAUAAUGGAAUACUUAGGUGGGGGAUCAGCAUUGGAUCUUCUGCGGGCUGGCCCAUUUGACGAAUUCCAGAUUGCUACGAUGCUGAAGGAAAUCUUGAAAGGUCUUGACUAUCUACAUUCAGAGAAGAAAAUCCACAGAGAUAUUAAAGCUGCCAAUGUGUUGUUGUCAGAGCAAGGGGAUGUUAAGCUUGCAGACUUUGGGGUUGCUGGACAACUUACCGAUACACAAAUUAAGAGGAAUACCUUUGUAGGCACACCAUUUUGGAUGGCCCCUGAAGUAAUUCAGCAAUCAGCUUAUGACUCAAAAGCCGAUAUUUGGUCUCUGGGAAUCACUGCAAUUGAACUAGCCAAAGGAGAGCCACCUAACUCAGACAUGCAUCCAAUGCGAGUUCUGUUCCUCAUUCCCAAAAACAAUCCUCCAACCCUAAUAGGAGAGUUCAGCAAACCCUUUAAAGAGUUUAUUGAUGCAUGUCUGAAUAAGGACCCAACUUUUCGUCCUACAGCAAAAGAACUGCUAAAGCACAAAUUCAUUCUGAAAAAUGCCAAGAAGACCUCUUACCUGACAGAGCUUAUUGAUAGGUUCAAGCGAUGGAAAGCAGAAGGACACAGCAGCGAUGAAACGGAUUCUGAUGGUUCUGAUUCGGAGUCUAGCAACAAGGAGAAUAAUUCUCACCCAGAGUGGAGUUUUACUACAGUUCGGAAGAAACCAGAUGCCAAGAAACUGCAGAAUGGAACAGACCAAGAUCUCAUGAAAACCCUGAGCUGUUUAACAAUGAUAAUCACACCUGUAUUUGCUGAGCUUAAACAGCAAGACACCAAUAAUGCUAACAAAAAGAAGGCAAUUGAAGAACUUGAAAAAAGCAUCAAUAUGGCAGAAGCUGCAUGUCCGGGGAUCACAGAUAAGAUGGUGAAAAAACUUAUGGAGAAAUUUCAGAAGUUUUCUGUUAAUGACUCCUCCUAAGAAAUUUUGUCACUGAUUGCUGUUCCACAUGGACCCAAUAUAGCCCACCAAAACCUACUAUAAGCUUGGCAGUGCUUUGCUCAUGAGCUCCUUGUGCCUUUUUGGAUCAUUGCGACAUAUUUAAUGAUCGAGGAUUUGAAAGGACUUACCUCCACUCUUUUGUGAUGGGUAUACCUGCUUUUUUUGUAUUUCCAGGACAUUCUUUUUGUAAAGAGCAACUUUUAAUAUUGUAGUUUUCACCUGUUUAAUCCAGUUUUAAAAACGGUGAGGCACAGUUUUUGCUUCUAGAUCUAACCAGGGGCUACCAGUUGCCAAUCUCAGCGUGCAGAAUCUCGGGUGUACCUGUUAUUGCAGAUAUCAGUGGACUGCACCCCUUUUACUUGACUUCAUAGGAAGUACAUGUGCAGUGUGUUUCAACAACAUUUUGUUACGCUUCGAAGAACGGGAUGUACCGGUCUUACUAUUAUUAUUAUUUGGUAUGCAUAAGUUACAGCUUUUUCUGAGUCACUAAAAUUAGACUUUAAGAAGUAGCUUUUCACAAAAAAUAUACGUGAGAGCACCUUAGACUGUGUAGGAUGUUGCUAUAGCACCUGCUUGAACACCAUAGUCUCUCUUUAGGCCCCUGUAAGUGUAAUCAACCUGAGACAAUAUCACCUAUUUUGAAAAUUGGUACAGUAUUUUAGGCAGCUCUUUGAUCACCUACAUUUGAGAGCAAUAUGUCUAUAGCUUUGCAAGUUCACAUGUAGCGACUGGCAUAGCUUAGUGUAUAGUUUCUAUGUAUUAUCUUUUAGGGCAGAGUUUCAAGAUGUCAUUCAUCAUGGUAGGAAAUUUUAAAGCAAUACAGUUGAUGGGCAGGAGGGCUUUUGGCAAUAAUGGACGCAAAUAGAAAUCUGGUUUAACUGAAUUAUUUCUUCCUUUUUGAGUAAUUUUUUUAAAAAGCAGUUCAUUAUGUGUUUGGGGUGGGGGAGCUGGGAGGAUAACAUGGCAUGCGAUAAGUACCUCACAAGCAGGUAUAAAAUGUGUGACACCAGCGUUUUGUGUGGUGGUGCUUUUCCUGUAAAAUAUUUAUAACACAUUCUUAAAGUACAUUAUACAGUGCAUCCAUCAUGAUAUGUUUAAUUUCCCUCAAGUGUAUUUUAAAUAUGUAUUUACCAGUUAAUAUGCAAAUAACUGAGUUAUAGAUAUUCUUUCACAACAAAGAUAGUACUGUGCAGUACAGAGUGAUUUUUUUUUCAUAAAAGGUAGAUGAAAUUAUAAACUUGCUUUCAGUUAUAUAUUUAUGGUACUGUUUAGAUGGGUAAUACCUUUUUCUUUCUUUAUUUCCCCUUCCUUUCAAUCCAGUAUGUAUAUUAUGCUGAAGUUUGAAGUGGGGUUGUAUUUCAGUCCUUAGCUGUGGAACUGUUGGUGUAAAUUUAUUUUUGAUAAAAAGGCUGGAUGUGUUUUAAUUUUAUGGUUUGGAUCUGCACAUUUUUGUUUUUGCACAAAUGUCAUUUUAAAGGAUCUGAAAAAUAUCUGCCAAAUAUUUGAAGAGUUAAUGGUGUGCAAGCAAAUAAUGAUUUUUUUUAGUUAAAAGUUGCCAUUGUAUCCUUUAAAAAAAGAUAUAAAGACACUGGGGAGAGAUGGUGGUUAGAAAUGCCAAGGGCAAUUAUUUUCAAUGGUGCCUACACUGUAAAAAAAUAAUAAUAAAAAUUACUUUUAA